AUGAAGAGCAGCCACAACAACAACAACAACAACAAUGACAACAACAACGGCAACAACAACGACAACGACAACGACAACGACAAUGACAACGACAACGACAACGACAACGACAACAACAACGACAACGAAAACGACAACGACAAGGACAACGACAAUGACUACGACAACAACAACAGCAACAACAACAAAGGCCCCACGAGCAGCCUGAGACGGUUGCUUAGGCUGUGGAGAAAUGGGAGCUUUCCACUCCCCACGAGGUCCAUUAUCUCUUCGACCUCAAGUCGAAUCCAAGCCAUCAGGGUACUUGAUUCUCUUACUUCUACCACCGAGACAUGA
Messenger RNA from Humulus lupulus (European hop), 336 nucleotides. RefSeq lists its product as uncharacterized. NCBI's taxonomy places the organism in Eukaryota, Viridiplantae, Streptophyta, Magnoliopsida, Rosales, Cannabaceae. The record is from RefSeq and is a predicted model, not a curated record. Bases 1 to 336 code for a protein of 111 amino acids. The transcript is spliced from 2 exons.